AAAAGAACCGCCGGGGAAGGAUAAUCUAAUAUACUUGCAUCACCAAACAUUCUGUAUAAUAUUGUAGUUCUUUUAGUUUAGGGAAAUACGAUUGAAUAUCCGAAUUAUUCAAGCGUUAAUAUCUGCAUAAUAUUCAGCCUAGUUUCAUUUUUACUAAGUACACAGCCCGCCAUUACAUUAUCUUAUCACAAUUGUAUUUGCUGCAUACAAUAAAGUGGCGAAAAUUUCGUAUCCAGAAGUUGGUGAGGCUACGUGACUCUUGUGAUUUUGUUCAAUUAUUUACAAGUUAUUGUUGUUUUUUAAUCGUAGAUGAGAAUUUUGUAAUAUUACAUUUCCAUUGGGUCCCCGUAGUUAAGAGGAAUUUUAUAAAUGCUUGUUCUUGGAAAUCGCCUUUCCAAAAUAUCCUCCCUUUCAAUUAAAAAUGAUGUUAGAAAUGUACCUUACUAGAAUUUGAUACCUGUUAGCAUUAGUAGGUAUAUCGUGAUCAUUCUGGUUGGUUUAUUUUCGAGGGUACAGUGAAACGUGUUGGUGUUCAAACUGGCAGCCCAAGAAGGUGCGAGUGGCGCCCAGCGCGCACUCCAACCUAAAAAUUCGACGAAGAACCAAGGAACCCUCACUGAACUGUGCAGUGCGGAAUCGCUACCCGAAGUGGAGAUAAUCAGUCUCUUGGAGGAGCAGAUACCGAAGUACCGGCUCAGGGCUGAUACUCUUACUCAAUUCGGCGGUAAGUGUUUGCAAAUCGAAUCGAUUUUUGGUGGAAAAUGGUAUUCCAAAUUGCGGUAAUUUGUUGUUGUUUUUUUGUUCGUGUUUCGAAUCGACCGCGAGUUCUGGUGUAUCCGUUAACCGUGACAUUGUACCUAAUAAAAUCGUUUUUCUAAAUUUUCGUUAAAUUAAAUUGUACAAUUACACCGAAAAUGAUUUAUUGUUUGACGUUGUUUAAAGUACCAUAAACCAAGGACUUGUGAGGUGAAUUUAAUUUUUUGAUCGUCGACCGUAGUUGAAUUAUCGCGUUAGAUCGUACUGGAAUCGUUCGGUGUCGAUAAACGGAUUUUUUAAUUGCAACAGAUAAAACUGCAUUCAUACAUCACUUGAAAUUAUUACGAUCGAAUAAACAACAAACGAGACAAGUAUGAAGAUUUAAUUGUAAAACCUGUUUGGUCAUAAUUUCGGAUUGGUAAAGUGGAGAGUGUCAUGUGAUUGCUCGUUCAUUUUUACUUAAAAUUCCAUUUAGGCUUGUUGAAAUGUGAACGGUUAUUUAAAAAUUAGCCUAAUGACAGGUUACGAAAAUCAGGACUGGUUCAUACCUUCACCGGCUCUGGAGGUCGACGAGGCCGAUCUGAAGCUGUCCCCGGACCAGAUCCGAGAAACUUUAAAUUAUUUCCUUCUAUGUAGUGAUCGCGUGAGCCAAAUGACCAAGACCUACGAUGACAUAGAAGCAGUUACGAGGCUUCUUGAAGAGAAAGAAAAAGACUUAGAACUGACGGCCAGGAUCGGUAAGGAACUGUUGAUAACGAACAACAAAUUAGAGAAUACGGUAUCGUCGUUGGAGACAGAUUUGCGGACGGCCCACGAGAAAAUCGUCCAGCUCAGCCAUGAGGUGCAAAAGAAAACGGAACUCAUCCAGAUCCUCACCAACGACAUGGACGAGUCGGGCUUCGAGAACGGCAACAACGGCAAGAUCAACCUGGAAAUGAUGAACAAACGGAUCUUUUCGUUGGAAGACGAAAAUAAAGCGUUGAAACAGGAAUAUUGUCGUUUGGCCUCGACUGCCGAUGAUAUCGAAGCACAAGAAGCGAAGCUACUUAAGGAUUUAACAGGACAACUAUCUUGCGCAAAUUCCAGCAUGACCUAUUUAGAAGAUGAAAUCGACCGGUUGAAAGAGGAGAAUCGAACGCAACACGAACAAAUCCUGGCGUUGCAGGCGCGACUCGAAGACGCCGACGGGAAAUUGCACAAAUGCCUGGCCGAAAACGAGGAAAUCAACGGGCUGUUGCACAUCACCACCGAGAACCAAGGCAGCCUCGCCGUCGAACUGUCGGAGUUCAAGGCGCGCUACUACGAAGUCGAGGCGCUGUUGCGCGACGCCCAAGACCAGUUGCGCAAGAUGAGAAAGAAGCAACUGCCCGGCGCCAGGAUAUCCAUGUUCUCGUCGUUGGGACAAACGAAUUUGGGACCGUACGAUAGCCUUCAAAGCGAACUGGAGAUGUCCAUGCAUUCCGAUCUCAGCGGCGAUUCCGGCAUCGGUAAUCCCGACGUGCCCCAGUACAAGAAGGUGUUCGAAACGGUGCGAUGCGCCUCGCGGAACUCGCUCAGCGGCAGCGACAGCGCCGGCAGCCUCCAUUCGGGCGUGGGCGGCUACGUGAGCAGCCUGGGGGCGGCCGGCGGCGGGCCGAGGAUGAGCGCGCGCGCCCAACACGCCGCCGACUAUCGAAGAUCGUCGGCUUCGUUGUACAGCAACAGCUCGUUGGGUUAUCCCAGCAUCGAUUCCACCGGUUAUACGGAUUCCGAUUCGAGCCAGACGGAUUCCGAGGAACCUUAUCCAAGCGGGCCACAGAAGGGUAUACCCGGUGUACCCGGCGCAACCGAACUGGAAGCGGCUUUGAAACGAUUGACACCGGCCGAGGUAUUGGCUAGACGAGCGAAUCUCCAACACGGCCCUACUUUCGGAGGCUACGAAAGCGACGGUUUCCUUCCGUUCGGUUGUCGAACGCCCGAUAGUCUGAUGUCGACCGGCUCCGGUCUCUACCACUACGGUUGGAAGUUACCCGAGAAGCUGCAGAUCGUCAAACCGAUGGAAGGAUCGCAAACGUUACACCAAUGGUCGCAAUUGGCUCAACCGACCUUCGGCGGCAUACUCGAAGAACGACCGGGCGUUAAAAUCAGAGUCGGUAAAGAGUUGGAAGAACUCGGCCUGGAAUCGUACGCGCUCAGCGACUUGGAAGAGGACGAAGAGUACACGAAUCCCGGCAAAAUGUUCGAUACGUCGUUGCACACUUACACGUACACGACGAGCACCAUCAUGCAUCCCGACGACGGGACGUCGGUCACCAACAGCCAAAGGGGCAGCCGCGUGGCCUCGGUGUGUUCGAGCAUACAGCCGUCGCCGCCGCAAACGCCCCGACAGCUCAGCAGACGGAAUUCCUGUUCGACCUUUUCCACCACCCUCGGCCUCGCCAAGAUGUUGAACGAAAGAGGUAUAAAAGCAGUGACGCCGUCGUGCGUCCCGACGCCGUGCGGGCCGAACAGUUUCACGCCGACGGCGACGCCGCACAACAGUCCCGACAGCAGUCCGAUGUCGACGCGAUCGGGCUCGCCGGAGCCCUACGAGGAGUUCAGCUUGCCGCAGCUGAUACUGAGCUCGGUGCCGACGUUUUUGAGGGAGACGAUCGGCGGCGGGGCGAAGAAGAAGGUGCCGCUGGCGAGCGGCAGGCGAACGAGGCGCGAAAAGCAAGAGACCCUCGUCAGCAAGAUCGAAAGAAUGGGCAUAAACAAUCUGAUGGCGAAUCCGAGCGCUUUGUACCCGAAACCGGCGCUUACCAGCCCGAUGGCGCAACUUACGUGCCUUUUGCCCAGCCACAGCGACGAGGAGACAGCACAUAUCGGACGGAAUACCCGCAAAACUUCCAACGCUUCUGAUCCGAACGUUUCGUUACAACGCAAGGGCAGCAUGGGGGUGCCCGGGAAGCCGGGCAGCGGCGCCCUCAACAGGCGUUUGGAUCAGCUGAAUUCGAGGAAGCAGCGCAGGCAGCAGCAGGGCGGCGGGGUGACGCGGCCCGAUUUGGGCACGGUGUCAUCCUCCGUCUCGAAACCCGUCGAAGAACCGGAACAACAGACUUCCACGCUGGGCACUUUGAGUUCGCUGUUGUUCGGUAGGAAGGGCGGGUUGUUCUAGAUUCUGGAGGUUUAUGGAGUAAAAACGAUCAUCCUCUAGAGGUUGUUGAUUGAUGAAAACGAAAUUCGUAGGUUUGUUGAGUAGACUUUAAGAUUAUUUUUGAGGAAAUUAGAUUGGAGGUUGAAUAGUGUAUUUUUAAUAAAACGAAAAUUAGUCGAGCAUUUGCCGAAGUUCGAACUUAUCGCAAGUAAAAUUUCAACCAUUAAUGUUUUUUUUGCUAUUUCUAUAAUAUAGAUUGCAAUCGUUCUACUACAUAAACGCUCUUAUUCGCAAUACUAUUAAAGUGAAAAAAAAAAAUGUAUUUUCCAGUUAUCUAGAAAUUAGAUUUUAGAAUUAAUUAAAUUACUUUCGUGCAUGAUAUAUCGGCUAUUUCGGGCAAUAAUUAAAUUCGUUUUUAUUAAACGAAAUUUUUGACUAAAUAUUUUAUUACGUUGUUGAUUUGAUUUUGUUAAAAAAGAAAACUUGCAAAAUCUAUUAUGUUCUUAAUGCAAGCUGUAUUUACUUAUCACUCCUACACAUAGGUGUAGAAAAUCAUGUUUUAAUAAAAAAAUCCGUCUUUUGGAGCACAAAAUAUUUUUACAUUCUGUUUUACCGUGCUUUCUUUGGUGCUAAUUUAUUUAUAAUACUUGAUAUGAAAUGUAAAUAACAUUUUUUGUAAAUAAUAAUUUGUAAGUAGGUAACAUAUACAAAAAUGCAUUUUGUCCCUUAUUAAGAUAUACUCAUUAGUAAAGUAAAUUUGUAUUAUAUCAAGUAUUAGGUGGAUUGGUGUAUCAUUGAAAUAUUUUUGAAAAUAUUGCUUCACUCUUUAUUUUUUUCCUGCAAAUCUUUGAAAUGCCUUGUGUGCUAUUGCGUUUUUAAUAACGAAACGAUUUAGAAAUGCAGCGGUUGAAUUUUUUAUCUGUGAUGUCAAAAAUAUUUCAUUGUUUUAAUGUAAAAAAGUGAUAAACAGGGACUGUAACAGUAAGAAAUAGGCAAAUAUUCUAUUUAAAUAUUGUAAAAAGUAUUUAUUUUCUCUAGUAUUAAGUUUAGGUUUUUUUUAGUGGUCUUUAAAAAUGUAUAUAUUUUUUGCUUGAAUAUGUAUUGUAUUUGUUCUAUUGCCAAUUAAAUGAAUAAAUUAGUAACGGUCAUUAUAUAAUUUUAUCGUCGAUUUUCUGUCGAGGGGAAAAAUUCUUAUCAAAUUAAAUGCGUAUAUUAGGAUGUUAAACAAAUAUUUAUAAUUUAUUGAUUAUAAUCUUUUAUAGUAUCACCAAUUAACUAUUCUACUAACCAUUAUACAAAAAAAAUUGGAAGGAGAAAUGUUGAUUAGGUCAAAACCGAUGCGAAUUCAAAAGAGAAACCUUCAGAAAUAUUUAUGCGAAGGCCUUAUUUCAACUUCCUAGUCGUACAAAAUCAUAUUAAAAUGGACUUGUAAUAAAGCCUUCAUUUGAUAAAGAUUUAUCACAUUAGCAAUACUCACCGAAUAAUUACUUCAUGGCGAUGCUUCAGGUUACUUCGCGAGGAUACUUCAGAUUUCUCCACGAUGAUUUUGAACGAGAUUCAACUUACACCAAAUUCAAAUUAAUACAAUAUUCACUCCACGUAAAAAAAUUAUAUACAGACCAGCUGCCAAUUAAUCGUCUACAGGUACAAUAUUAUUUAAAACACUCUGAAAUAUUAACCUAAAAUUUUCCUCCAUCUUGUCUAUUGCACUAAUAAUGAAAGACAUGUGUAUUAAACUAAAAAAAAUCAACAGCCAACUGGUCGACGAAUUUUUAAGAACCUAUUUACAGCAGGUUGCUCUAGUUUUCACCAUAUUAUUUUGUAUCACCCAACAUUCGAUUCGUCAGUUUAAUAAAUCUUAAGCCUCAAAUCUGUAUGGUAAAAACUAGCGAAUUUCGAAGGUUCCAAGUAAAUAGAAUCGCUAUUUACAUUAGUUACAAAUAUAAAUCAUUUUACAUGAUUGUUUAAAUCAAAAGCAAUAAUACAAGAAUUGUACAUUCACAGAUAUGUCUAAAAUAUGUUUAAGGAAGAACUUGACAUAUUCAUGCGUGCAAAUAUAAUGCGUGAAACCGAUUCUCAAACGAAACGGUUUUAAAAUUUACUGCAGAUGAACAAUAUAAUAUAUAGCCUGCUUAUUUCAUGCAUGGAAAAUGUUAAGAAACAAUCCUAACAAAUAAAUAUUACUCUUGUAUUAUUGCGCGUCGUUACCCUAACGAUAAAUACAAUUAAACGUUUACAAUUUUUGCCGAUAAAAUUUUCAAUUAAACGAUUAGUUAAAAUUAAUCAUCGUACAAUCCUGUACAUAUUUGUUCCAUAAACCAGCAUUCCGAUAACUAGUUAUUUGCGACAAGUUUUCUUUUAUCUAAAUUCUACUAUACGAAUACGUUUACUCUAAAAGAGAAAUAAUAAAGUCUAUUCCGUUAAAUAAAAAACUUGUCUUAGUUUGUGUUCUAACAAGAGGCCUGGACUCUUCUGAGUUUUUUUUUUCGACUCAGCGAGUCUGAAAUUUCGUUAGAACAAACCUAAAUAUUGUUCCAGAUACAACGAUUCGUUAUGAAAUAGACUUCCUUAGUUCAUCGUAUCUUUAGCGCUAUUACAUAAUUUUACAUAAGCGAAAAUACAAAUGUGUAUGUUCAAGCUUGGUAAUAUUUAAUCUCAAGUAUAUUUUAAUUUUAACUAGCCUAAAUCAGUUGCGUAGAUGUAUCCUUGCUGUUGAAGCACGAACAAGC
This is a messenger RNA of Phyllotreta striolata, 6600 nucleotides long. The record is from the annotation of a GenBank genome assembly. NCBI's taxonomy places the organism in Eukaryota, Metazoa, Arthropoda, Insecta, Coleoptera, Chrysomelidae.